UACAACCGGUGAAGAUGUAAACAAUGGGCGUAACUAUCCUUUUAGCCGGUGGUGUUUUCUUCAUUUCUUUGAAUGUAAUCAUCAGGAACGCAUUGAAAUUUGUAUUUCCAGAUAAACUUUCUGUAACCGACCUGUAUUUCAUCACCGAGAAAUGUGUGAAUUCACUGCAAGCAGUUCUAGCUACAUUGGUAGGAGUUAUUAUAUCACAGGCAUGUCAAGAAAACAUCAUGUCAGAUGUACACUGGCUGACAAACGCCUAUGCCUGGUUUGGUCUUCCAUACUUUCUGUAUGAUAUUUGGGCCAUGUACAAAACACAUUACUACCUCAAUCAAGAUCUCAUGUUAAAGAUGGAUGGACAGGAAAAAUUUACACACUUCGUCAUGUCGAACAAGGCUAUGCUUAUACACCAUGUUGUCCUUCCAUUCAUCUUUUUUCCUAGUAUUUUGUUUUUCCGUAACAACAAGGGAGACUACUUUGUUGGAGUAUUAUAUACAUGUGAGGCGGCAAUCCCUUUUAUUUCGCUGAGAUUUAUCUUGUCACAGUUGAAGAUGAAGAACAGUGCAAUUUAUGUUGUAGCAGGAUUGAUGAUGAUUUUUGUGUUCUUUAUUGUACGGGUGUGCAUUUUUCCUUUUCUUUACCUUAGUUAUGCAAACUUUGCAGAAAUUCCAUUAAUCCAGGUGCCAUUUAGUAUUCCGAUGAAAUGCAAUAUAGGAUGUCUUUUUAUUUUACUGAUUCAGUUUCAUUUUCUGUAUUUAAUGGUAAGAGGUGCCACAAGAGCAUUUUAUAAAAUGUAUGCAAGAAGAAAACAAGGGUAAUGGAGAUUUUUUGUUUGUAAGAUCUUUUUUUUUUACCUGGUGAACACCAGAUGCAUUAUUUUCACGACUGAAUGGUGUAGCCACAAACAGUAAUGUAUGAUGUGGUGUUCACAUGUGAUAUUAAUAUGUUUUUAUCUAGUAAUGUAAAACAAUCAAACUUUAUGCUACUAUCGUGUCUUUCAAAUAGUUUAAACUAAUUUUUGCCCAAUUAGCCCUUACAGGCAAUGAAAAAUUCCCUAUAUCUGUAUAUGCAUUUCAUUGUUAUAUUUCAAUAAUUCACCAGGCAAUGAAAAAUUCACUGUUAUAUUGUUCACUAAAAAUGACAAAGAAAAUUAGAAUAAGAAAUAAGAAUAAUAAACAUUUUUAUUUGUGAAUCUAAUCAGGGCACAUUGGUAUUAUAUUUUUUAUCAGAUUCCUUGUAGUUUUCACCCUUGCAGUGAAAAAAGACCAACAGGGGAGGUAAUUGCUGUUGAGAAUGGCUUUCCUGUGAAAUAGUUUACUACAACACAAAAUUGUCAGUUUAUUUUUAAAGACAGUCUGAAAUAAACUAUACAUUCCUUUGUAAGUAAAAUGUAUCAUUUGAAUUUUAGCAUAAAUUGUAUACUAUGGAGGGAGACAAUGACAGCCUAGGUAAAAAUAGGUGUGUAUUUUUGGGUGGGGAGUGGGGAGGGGUUGGUGUCCAGAUAACAAGAUAAAAUGAUUGCUCAAGACUAAACAGUUAUUUAGUUACUAAAAAGCAGCUAACUAAGGCUUAUAAAACAUUCCAGUUUUUAUAGGUUUGAACAGGGACUAUGUCACUACUGUUACUCAAGUUGUUAUCAAAGAAGCGGAGGGGGGUAUAUUGCUUUGCACAUGUUGGUUGUGUCGGUCGGUAACAAUUUUCGAUCAAUAACUUUAGAGCCACUUCAGUAAGAACAUUCAAACUUGGUAGCAUGAUUGGUCUUGUAAAGUAAAUGAUCACUUUUGUUUUGGGGUUCAAGACGUUUAAGGUCAAGGUCACACAGGCCUGAACUAUGAAAAUGGUAACUGCUCAAUAACUUGACUUUGAGAAUCACUUGACCCAUAUCCUUGAAACUACUAGCUUAAUUGGGCUUUUGAAGUAGAUUACUCCUAUUAUUUGGGGGUCAAUAGAUCAAAGUUCAUGGACACAGGGAUUUUAACCAUGGAAACAAUUCAGCUGAAUAACUUGGGAACCACUUGACUCAGUAUCUCCAAACUUGAUAGCAGAUGACCCAUAUUGUUUUAGGUGCUAGUAGGUCAAAGGUCAAGGUCAUAGCAAUUAUGGGACUAAAAAUGGGACAACCUUUCAUGGGGGCAUACAUGUUUACAAACGGCUCUUGUUUUAUGUGAUUUUUGUUUUCAAGAUCCAGACUUGUUGCUUC
Messenger RNA from Mercenaria mercenaria, 2197 nucleotides. RefSeq names its product ceramide synthase-like. Gene Ontology annotation, biological process: lipid homeostasis. The record is from RefSeq and is a predicted model, not a curated record. Bases 24 to 815 code for a protein of 263 amino acids. Gene Ontology annotation, cellular component: membrane; endoplasmic reticulum. The transcript has 5 exons. NCBI's taxonomy places the organism in Eukaryota, Metazoa, Mollusca, Bivalvia, Venerida, Veneridae.